GUGGCACAGUGAGCGGUUUGACGCGGCAGCGUGGAUCAACUGGACUUUGACGUCGAGGAGGAGGGAAACUACUUAAAGUGAAGUUGGGCCCAUCGGGAGGAACGGGUUGUACCUCGAGGUCCAAACCGUCCGAACAACCGGAGAAAUGACUGACCUGUACGUCUCCGUGGCGGUGUUGGGAGCCGCGGUGCUCCUCAGCGAGGCGACCCGCCGAACGGCAGCGCGUCUCUCCCGCGGAGCUUGUUGGAUUUACCUGCUGGAAGCGGCGUCCACCUUCCAGCUCUGCAGCUGCACUCACGAACUCAAACUCCUGGGCGAAACCACCCAGCUGGGGCUGCCUGUCGCCCUCGCCCUCACCUACACCGUGACGGUCAUCCACCUGAUAACUUUCCGGGAGGCGACGUGCAACCCCGGCGGGGCUCUGGAGAGCGUUUGCCGCGGGACCAGAAGCGUCCGAGCAGCCGUCGUCCUCAUAGCCUGCCAGUUCGCCGCCGCGGUCGCCGCGCAGUACUUCGCCGCGUCCGUGUGGUCGCUGGGCCUUUCCGACGUCCACAUCAGGCACCAGAGGUUCGGGUUCCGGUGCUUCGACCCCCUCGGUGGGACCUUGCUGGAGGCCGCGGCUGUCGAGCUGGCAUGCGCUUUCGUGGUCCAAGCUGCGGCCAUGCAUGUCCACAAGCUGGACGAAAUACUUCGCGCUCCGUUCAUCGCCGCGGUCAUCACCGCUGUGGUUUGCACAGGUGGAAGUAUUUCAGGAGCCGUUUUUAACCCCGUCCUGGCCUUCUCGGUCCAGUUCCCCUGCAGCGGCCACACCUACCUGGAGUACUGCUUCGUCUACUGGCUGGGACCAGUUUCAGGCAUGGCGAGCUGCAUCCUGCUGUUCGAGAAGAUCGUCCCUUUCCUCUCCGGAAAGAGUACGAUUGGGCUGGAGGUCCCUGCUGCCCAGAAACAGAAGACACAGUAGCAGCGUUUUAGUUUCCCCUUUUGUCAUUAACACCUAAAGAAGACUGCACAGGAAGUCCAGUUAUAACUUGUUUAUGUGCCAUAGCCUGGAGUCCCUGUUGUUAUCACACACACACACACACACACACAUAUACACACACUGUACUAAUAUACUAAUGGAUGCACUUUUACUUGUAAUGUGAGUUCACCUUGUCAAUGACUGCACAAUGUUAGCAACGUAAUACAUAUUGAACAUUUUUAGGCUUUUUCAUUGUAGCACAAAGAGGACCAGGACUUCUGGAGCCGCGGUCGAAGGAAAAACGGUGUCCGUUGCUUAUUUAACGUAUAAAUCCGCUUCGAACUAGAAACAAAGACUCAUUAUAGAACUAAUUUAACUUUUCCUUCCUAGUAAUAGCUGCCUGUCUGUCUCAAACCAAAGCUCACACAGAGAAUUAGAUGAAUAUAAAUCUUUAAUGUGACAUUACAGCCACUUAAUUUGAGCAUUUUCUCCAUGUGGUUUGGUACAUUUAUGAUCUUCUGGCUGUAUUUGUGUUAUUAGUCAGUGGAAGAUAUUUUAUUCUCACUUGUAUAACAGACAGAAGACAUUUCCUCAGCUACUUUUACAGUUUCAUCUCUAAAUCCUAAAAUAAGGGCUUUAAACUGAAUUAAAGGUGGAUUAUAGGUAAAAGGGGGGGAAACAGCACAGAUGUUUGGUGCUUUGAUUUGUUUUCAGUUGGAUUAAUGUGGGUGUAUUGUGCCCGGUUGUGAAAGCGUCACAUGUUCAGAUGUUUGUAACUACACCAAAAUGUUGGUGGCACACUUUUAUCAUGUAAAAUGGGUCAAAGAGGACAUUAUUUAAUGUUUCGGGGCACUGGGAGCCCUCCUAAGUUUGGAUGACCAAAGCUUUUUACUGCCAAAUCUUUUCCUGCAUAAAUCACGUCUGACUAUGUCGGUUAAGCUGAUAAUUUAUCUCCAAUACGGACAGAGAGUUAAAAGUACGCUAGUGUAAUGUUUGUGUUGGAACGGACAAUUUGAUUUACAACUUUUAUUACCUCUAGAGUCUGGAUGAAGAGUUUUUUGUUUCUAAGAGUGAUACUAGUGACUCUUUUAAGUAAUAAUGUGAAGCUAAAUGUUUGUUUUUCAGCAAGAGGUUUUGUAUAGUGUUGUAAUUUAAACUCAUUUCUAAUAAUCUUGUGUGAAAUAUUUUGAUUAAAAACAUAUAUAUUUGGAAAAGUUA
Dicentrarchus labrax (European seabass) is the source of this 2176-nucleotide messenger RNA. RefSeq names its product aquaporin-11-like. Gene Ontology annotation, molecular function: channel activity. Bases 146 to 961 code for a protein of 271 amino acids. The transcript is spliced from 3 exons. NCBI's taxonomy places the organism in Eukaryota, Metazoa, Chordata, Actinopteri, Moronidae. Gene Ontology annotation, cellular component: cytoplasm. The record is from RefSeq and is a predicted model, not a curated record.